Molecule: messenger RNA, 1527 nt
Organism: Rhinocladiella mackenziei CBS 650.93
Lineage: Eukaryota; Fungi; Ascomycota; Eurotiomycetes; Chaetothyriales; Herpotrichiellaceae
Exons: 1
Coding region: 1-1527 (508 amino acids)
Biological process (GO): proteolysis
Cellular component (GO): fungal-type vacuole
Molecular function (GO): zinc ion binding; metalloaminopeptidase activity
Source: RefSeq, a predicted model, not a curated record
AUGGUCCGGAAAACGCCGUCUGGCUUUUUCUCUUCUAUACACGAGGACCUCCCUCUUCAUGUAUCGAGAGGCUACGACCGUGUGGUCCAACAUACGGCCUGUCCGCCCUCAUCACAGCUCCCUGUUCCCCAGAAGACAUUCUCACCCGAGAAAUACACGCAACCUUAUCUCAAUUUCAUGACCAACAAUCCUACCGUGUUUCACGCUGUCGACGCCUUCGCCACUCAGUUAGCUGAUGCUGGCUAUACUUUCCUGCCUGAGAGAGCACAAUGGACGAUUCAGCCGGGGGGGAAAUACUAUACCAAGCGCAAUGGCAGUGCGUUCAUCGCGUUCUCUGUUGGAAAGGAUUACAGGCCUGGCAACGGUGUUGCUAUUGUUGCUGGACAUAUCGACGCCUUGACGGCAAAAGUGAAGCCUGUUUCAAAGUCAUCUACCAAAGCUGGAUACGUACAAUUGGGUGUCGCUCCAUACGCUGGUGGAAUGAACAUGACUUGGUGGGAUCGUGACCUAGGGAUCGGUGGAAAGGUCCUCGUGAGAGAGAAGGAUGGAAAGAUAAAAGAACAGCUUGUGAAGUUGGACUGGCCUAUUGCGAGAAUACCCACUCUGGCGCCGCACUUCGGGGCGGCGGCUCAGGGACCAUUUAAUCUGGAGACAAAUAUGGUUCCCAUUAUCGGCCUGGAUAAUUCAGACGUCACCGGAAAAGAGCAAGAUUCUCUAAAGCUCCCUGCUGGCAUAUUUGUUGCUACUCAACCUGAAAGGCUCGUCCGAGCUAUUGCCGGAAAGAUGGGAAUCGAAGACUACACAUCCAUUAUCAACUGGGAACUGGAGUUGUUCGACGUUCAGCCAGCACAACUUGGUGGAAUCGACAAAGAGUUCAUCUUUGCUGGCCGAAUCGACGACAAAUUAUGUUGCUUCGCUGCUAUCGAAGCACUGCUGGCCUCUUCUGACGACUCGUCUACUGGAAUUGUCAAGAUGGUUGGUUGUUUCGAUGAUGAAGAGAUUGGGAGUUAUCUUCGACAGGGUGCCCGAAGCAACUUCAUGUCCAGCGUGAUCGAGAGAAUAUGCGAAGCUUCGUCGAACUAUUGCGGUCCCAACCUGAUCAAUCAGACUCUGGCAAACUCAUUCCUGGUGUCCUCCGAUGUCAUUCACGCGGUCAACCCGAAUUUCCUCGGAGCCUAUCUGGAAAACCACGCGCCUCGACUGAAUGUGGGUGUUGCGGUGUCAGCGGAUCCAAAUGGGCACAUGACGACCGACAGCGUUUCAACGGCUCUCUUGUCCCGAGUUGCCGAGAAAUGUGGUAGCACUCUUCAAGUAUUCCAGAUACGAAACGACAGUCGAAGUGGUGGAACCAUUGGACCCAUGACAAGCUCACGAUUAGGCUGUCGUGCGAUCGACUGUGGAAUCCCUCAAUUGAGCAUGCAUUCUAUCCGAGCUACCACUGGAUCGCUGGAUCCGGGACUGGGAGUGAAGUUGUACAAGGGUUUCUUCGAUUACUAUGAAGAGGUUGACAAAGAAUUUGAACAAUAG